Dermochelys coriacea (leatherback sea turtle) is the source of this 4638-nucleotide messenger RNA. It is a transcript of the gene SECISBP2, whose product is annotated as SECIS binding protein 2. Gene Ontology annotation, molecular function: ribonucleoprotein complex binding; mRNA 3'-UTR binding; selenocysteine insertion sequence binding. Lineage: Eukaryota; Metazoa; Chordata; Testudines; Dermochelyidae. Gene Ontology annotation, biological process: selenocysteine incorporation. The transcript has 18 exons. The record is from RefSeq and is a predicted model, not a curated record. Bases 527 to 3001 code for a protein of 824 amino acids. Gene Ontology annotation, cellular component: ribonucleoprotein complex.
UGCCCCUGCGGACUCGUGCGCUCUGCAGCUCUGCCCUGCGGUGGAAGCAGCGGCGGCCUCAGCCUUGGCCCUGCGUGUGAGGGUCAAGGGGCUCCGAACUGGCCUUUGAGUCCAGUGGCUUUCUUUUUAACCAUCAACUUUUAACUUUUAACCAUCAACUGCUGGUCUGAAAAUACUUUACCUGCUGUUGCUGCAAGUACUCCACCAGUAUUACUGCAACUGAAAGGGAGCCGGGUUAGGGAGAGACCCUGUCUUUAAGUUUUUCUUGUGCUUUUAACAGUUGUUUAGCCUUGAUCUUACAAUCAGAUCCGUGCAGGGCUUCAAGUUCUCAGCAGAUGUCAAACCGUUUGUCCCAAAAUACACGACAGUCACUGUGGCAUGGUCAGAGCCUUCAGAAGCAUGCGUCUUUCCUACUACAUACUACCCGUGUGUUCAGGAGCAGUCUGUGGAUAAGUCACAGGUGUGUGCGGAAGAUGUGUCCUGGAAUGGCGCUUCAUCUCUUUCUCAAUAUAUAUCUGGUAACGUUAUGGGAUAUACUCCACUUGGUGAAUACUCUAGCUCGCUUUAUUCGUCUGAUGCUGCACCAAAUAUGUACUCACUAGCCAGUACACGGUGUAAUUAUAACAACUCUCAACACUACAGUCAUUCCAGGAUAGCUAAUGAAUGUGCCGAACAAAUUUGUCCAGUCAGACAAGAGACUAGAAAGACUCCUAAGAGGAGAUCAAAAGGCGAUGAGCAGAAAUUGGACAAUAAAAGGCUUGAUGGAAGUGAGUCAUCAGGCAGAACAGCAAAUAGAAGUUCACUUCAUACUUCUGUGUAUGGCAGAGAUGCUUUGAAACCAGACAGGUCUCAUAAAGCCAUGAACAGGAAAUCAAAACAGAUUCCAAAAAACGAGUCUCUUCCAAAACCUGCUUUUGAAGUUACCCUUUCGGAUUUCCCUAAGUUGCAGAGUCUGGGAAGCAAUGAUGUAGUGGACCUACAAAAACAUAAAUGGGGGCUGUUAUGCUCAACUGAAGGCAAUACUGCACUCUUGAGACAACCAGUGAGAACACAGACUUCUGCUUUGGUGACCACAGAGGAUGAAACUUCAGUGGAAAACAAAGCUGUAUCAAAACUUUAUACAGACGCAGGUUCAGUUUCCUCUUCACUUCUUACUAGAGCAGCCCUUCCUCCGACACCUGCAUCUUACUCCACGCAGUCACAUUUAUCACGGGCCACCAUACUAUCGCAGGCUCCAAAGAGAGUUGUUACCUCACCAGCCUCUGAACUUGUUUCCAGUAGCCAUUCUUGCAGCAAAGAAAAACCAGAUGUUCAGGCAAAUAGUAAGACAAAAACCAGAAAUGAUGCUAGUGAAACCGAGCCUGAAGAAGUAUCAGAAAAGAAGAAGAAAAAAAAGAAAAAGAAACCUAAAUCAAAUCCUGAAAUGGAAAAACCUCAAAAUGACAGCUUUAUAGUACAGGAACCACCGAGGAUUGAGGAUGCUGAAGAGUUUCCUGAUCUGGCAGCUGCUGCUGACCGAAAAAGCAGGGUGGGGACUCAGAAAUCAUCCUAUACUCCUCCUGUUAGCAGAAGGCAGCCUGAAGUACAUCUAACCAAAGAGUCCUGUGAUCGCCAUUAUCGAAAUGAUAUGUCGUAUUUGGGAGCUGUUGUAACAGCAGGGAAAAAAGCAGGGAAACAGGCUUCAUCUACUAUGUUGGAAAGAAAAAAACCUCAGGAAGCUUCUAAGAGCAGUGGAAAGAAGAGUCAGAUUCCAGUGAAGUUGGAUUUGGGAGGCAUGCUGGCUGUAUUGGAGCAGAAGCAACAUGCAGAGAAAUCAAAACAGUCCUCAAAACCUGUGGUGCUUUCAGUUGGUGGUGCCAUACCAUUGCUUUCAAAGGAACCUACAACAGUAACAAAAAAUCAACAACAAUUAAAUCAAGGGAAGACACCACAUAAUCCAUUGGACUCCAGCGCUCCUUUGGUAAAGAAGGGAAAGCAGAGAGAAGUCCCCAAAGCAAAGAAACCAACAUCUCUUAAAAAGAUUAUUUUGAAAGAGAGAGAACAGCGAAAACAGCACCUGUUAGAACAGACAAUUCCAAAAGAUGAUGGAGAUACUGUUCAUCAGUGUGAAGAAUCCACAACUGAAGAUCAGACGCUUACUCAAGAUACCAAAACAGAUAUAGCAGAUGAUGUUCCCAUAACCUCGGUUUCUGUGGCUCAGAGCAGUUCAGAAGUGUUCCUGGAAUGUAAAGACCUCAAGGAUUCUACAGGAUGUUCCUCCAAUCUAACACAAGUAAACUCCAGCCUUCCAAAAAUUCAUAGCAGGAGAUUUAGAGAUUACUGUAGCCAGGUACUUAGUAAAGAAGUUGAUAGUUGUGUGAUAGAUCUUCUAAAAGAACUGGUUCGUUUCCAAGAUCGCUUGUAUCAGAAAGACCCAGAGAGGGCCAAGACAAAACGCAGACUUGUUAUGGGACUCAGAGAAGUUUUGAAACACCUGAAGUUGAAAAAAUUGAAAUGUGUCAUCAUCUCUCCAAACUGUGAAAAGAUUCAGUCAAAGGGUGGGUUGGAUGAGACUCUACAUACCAUUAUUGACUGUGCCUGUGAACAGAAUAUCCCAUUUGUCUUUGCUCUCAAUCGCAAAGCUCUAGGACGUUGUGUGAACAAAGCAGUGCCUGUCAGUGUGGUGGGAAUUUUCAGUUAUGAUGGUGCUCAGGACCACUUUCACAAAAUGGUAGAACUGACAAUGGAAGCCAGGCAUGCAUACAAAGAUAUGGUGGCAGCUUUAGAGGAAGAGGCAGCUGAAGGGGGAGGAAGUGAAAAGCACAGCACAAUCUUAACCACUCAAUAUGAAGAGAAGAGCUUGUCCGAGACUGGUAAAACGCCCCAUGUGGAAUCUGAUGUACCAAAUUACAUCAAAAUCUGGAAGAGAAAGCUUGAGGAGGAGUAUAACCCUUAUGCCUUGGAAUUAGAAAAGAUUGCAACUACUGAAAUGCUGACCUUGAAUUUAGAAGAGCCUCAGUAAAGCUGGAUCAUAUUUUAUUGGGCCUUAUUACUUUUUUACAUAGAUAUGUAAAUAUUGAAUUAUCUAAAAUCAAUGGUCCAUCUAAGCUGUGAGGUGUAGCAAAUAAAGUAAUCUAGGAAACGUUUAAAGUUGGCUAAGACUAUUCUGAUCUCACUUAAAAUACAUUGGAAUGCAUGAAACAUUGGCUGAUUCUUAUAGGGUUUCUGUGUACUUGACUGGCUGCUAAAGCUGCUGCUGCUGCUGCUUCAUUCUUUGUAUUGGAGAAUUAAUUUGAAGGGAGGGGAAACUCGUUUUAACCCAGGACCACUUAGGAAUGGGCUUGUUUUAAUACAUGCCAUGUUUUUAAGGAUUUUACAGGGUUGGUAAGGCUGAUUACUGCUGGUGUCUGGUGCCACAAGUAGAGCUAGCCAGAAAACAAAAUCUCAACAUUUGUUUGAGAUGCAGAAGUUCUGAAAACCUUCAUUUUGGGAGAAUAUUUCACAUUGCUGGUUGUCUGCCUGGAAGGCUCUUAAUUUCACUUUCUCCCUGCAGGCAGAAAGUGAGAUUGAUAAGAACCUUCCAGGUGGGAGCAGUCACUUUAGUUUUCCCAAUAGAAAAUUGAAAUUUUCUUAGAAAAACUGGAAAUCUUCUGCGUGAAUGAUUUUCUGAGGGGGAAAAUAGCCUCCUCCCCCUGCCAAAAAAAAAAAUCAAAAUUAUCAACCAGUUCUAGCUUCAAGUCAAUUAAAAUCUCCCUUCCUUCCUUCCCUUGGGGCAUGCAGCAGCUGGGAGGGGGAUAGGGGUAAUGAGUCAAGAAAUUCCUGAGAGAUGGGGAAGGUGGUAAAGUUAAAAUGGACCACAAAGGAGAUUCCUGCCCUAAAGAGCUCUUAAGAUCUGAUGCAGAUAGAGCCCUUCUCCUGGCAGAGCUUAGGAAUGCUUCAGGGAAAGAGGUGGGUCAGCCUGUUCCUGCCCCCUCUCUCCUCUUACAGAAUUUCUUCUCUGCCUUAGGAGUACCACAGCUUGGAAGAAACAGUGCUAUAGCAGUGGUACUCAAGUCUGCAGGGAAGGGCAACUGCUUUCUUCAAAAUGCACCUGCUGCCUGCAUUUUCUUUAGCUGUUGUCCAGCUGCCUCAGCCAAGCCCCAAGGGCAGCCAUGUGUGUAGCAUUGUUGCAUAAGGGAGAAUUAUACAGCAAUGUGCUUGGUUGCAUAAACACAGGAUGUGAGCUCUUCGCCCUUCCCUUCAGAAGAAUUCGUCAGUCUUGUCGCUACUGUUUUUUUUAAUGUACAAUUGUGUAUUUUGAUUUAGAUAAUGAAGUCUUAAUUUAAGGAAAAAGAACUAAUAUGUUAGAGCCAAGACUGACUGUAUAUAAUUGUGUAUCAAAUGUAGAGAAGUUUUCUGAAGACAGGCUUAAUUUACUUUUGAUAUUGAGACUUUUUUUAAACUUGACAUGUACCUGUUGGUGGUAGAGCACUUUUGUGGGAGGUUUCUUUUAUAAAUAGCAAUGCUUAUAUAUUUUUAAAAUGAAGAUGGCACACUUAAUGGAGAGGGCCAAAUAGUGUAGUAGAGUAUUCAGAUUUGUAUAAGGGUGAAAAUGAAAAUUAGGAUUUCUGAUUUCAAUGUGUGCAAAAUAAAAUGGGUGUAAAUCCCAGAUGCAACUAG